ACACGGAUCAGGUUGUCAAAACAUAUCAGCGGACCGACGACCGGGGUGUGGAAAGUACCGUAGGAUUAUCACAUGGAAAAUCGAAAGUAAAGGCCUACUACUGCGUGUGUCUGCUACAUGUAUGAUCUAUAACCGAAUUCUUCAGAUUCCAGCAGACACUCCUAAACCAGAACCUGGUUGGGAAUCCCUUGGUUGGUUGAUAAUGGACACAGAGCCACUGAUCAAAGAAAGGGCUGAUGUGAACAGUUCAACAGAUGAUAGCAGGUUCAAUGACCGCCUAAACGUGAGGCAGGUUAGACGAUUAUCCAGCAUCAACACUCAUGAGUCAGAAAGCAGUAGCAAUGAAGAUGAUGUACGCAUCCGAAGUUUUUCAGCAUCUUUCGAAUUGAGACAAAAUGCCCCACAUGCUACAAGCAAUGCCCAGACACUGAUGCAUCUUGUAAAGGGAAACAUAGGUACUGGCCUGCUUGGGUUAGCGUAUGCUGUUAAGCAUGCAGGUAUCGUGCUUGGGCCUGUUGCUAUAACUAUUUUGGCAAUUAUCGCAACUCACUGCAUGGCGGUACUAGUAGAAUGUAGUCAUCAUUUAAUCGCUACUAAAAAUGAAAUUGGAGCAGUAUCCCUAAGUUAUGGUCAGGUCGCUGAAUAUGCUUUUAAGUACUCUCCAUUCUCAUUCUUCCAAAGAAACUGCAAGCUAGGCAAAUAUUCUGUAAAUAUCUUCCUGAUUAUAACUCAAUUUGGAUUUUGUUGUGCCUACUUUCUGUUUAUGGGAGAUAACAUUCAUCAGAUUUAUCAAUAUUACUAUGAUGAAGUACCAGAUAUCAAGAUUUUCAUUUUAAUGUUUUUCCUUCCUGUGGUCAUCUACUGUUAUAUUCGUGAGUUAGAUGAUUUGGCUAUCUUCUCCAUGAUAGCAAAUGUUCUACUUAUUAUUGGACUCAGUUUCAUAUUUGAGUAUAUGUUUUCUCAUCUGGGCUAUUAUCAACCUGUUAGUGAGCUGAAGUUGGUGGCGCCUGUGUCUGACUGGCCUAUAUUUUUUGGCACAGCAAUCUAUGCAUUUGAGGGAAUUGGUGUGAUUCUUCCUCUUGAAAACAAGAUGAGGAACCCAGAAGACUUCAAGAAGGUGCUGUUUUGUGGGAUGUCCUUCGUAGGCCUCAUGUACUUGAUGAUGGGAACGUUUGGAUACCUUACGUUUGGCGAAUGUUUAAAGGAUACAAUCACACUAGAUAUACCUCAGGAUGAAGGUAUCUAUAUAGCUGUGAAACUGCUGUUUGUCAUCGCUAUUUUCAUCACGUAUGGUCUUCAGUUCUAUGUGCCCGUUCAGAUUCUAUAUCCACCAAUUAAAAACAAGUUUAAUAUUGAGCGCGACAUUUGGGAAUACGUGUUUAGAACAGUACUAGUUUUAAUUACAUUACUCUUCGCAAUUGCAAUACCAAAGUUAGCUCUGGUUAUCUCACUUAUAGGGUCAUUCGCCAGCAGUUUUUUGGCGCUGAUCUUACCCGCCAUUUUACAAGAACUUAUCUACGCGGAGCAGGGCUACGCGUCACCUAAGUCAAAGUUCAGAUUUAGUAAGAAUUUAAUCAUCGCAUUGAUAGGUUUUAUUGGAUUUCUUGUUGGUACUGCAGUCUCACUUGAACAAAUUAUUAAAUCUCCAGGCUCACCGGCAGAUUGUAUGCCUUUACAAUAAAAAGUAUGGGAGGGUGAAGAGGAAAUGACCUGUAAGACAAAUGGAAGUAAUAUUGCAUAUCAUUUCAAAGAAUUGUACAUAAAGUAAAUUUACUUAAAGUAAUUUCUAAUUUUGGACAAGAGUGUAAUCACAGUAGAAUUUAGGAUACACCUUCUAGUUUGUUGCUUUUAAAUAAUGUGCCAAAUGCAAGACAAGGAUGUAGUUAUGGUGGGCUGAUGUAGGUGGUGGUCGGGGGUGGGGAAGUUUUUCACCCAUUCUAAAGCUAAUCUCUUGGCCCUCGAUUAUUAACCCCCUUGCCCACCUUUAACUCAUUCGCUGCCAGCUACGAAAAUACCCGUCUCACAAGGUGUUGAGAAUGCUAGGGACUAUACUCGUCAAAACUGGGGUAACAUUCUAGCGUAUAUAUUACCUUAAUGUUAUACAUUGUAGAACCACAGACUUAACGGCUGAUAGUUAAAAAAAAAAUUUUUUUAAUAAAAUAAAAAGUACUGUCCCAAUGCCAGUGAUGAGUUUACUCGUCACCUAAUAUUUUCCCGCCAAUUUAUUAGACAUACCAUUUUGAUGAUAUAUGACUAGAUAAAAUUUCAAAUAAGUAUGUUUGUACAUGUAAGGAACCUAAAAAUAAUGUCUAGCAGUCAGUAUGUUAAAGUCCAUGCUUAUUAUUUGGAGUUUACCAAUGUUAUCACCCAGCCUACAACCCUGAAGAUUUAAAGUACUAUAUAAUGGUUGUCCUUAAUGAUCACAUGGAAAUUUUAAGCUGAGCCCAAAUUCAUCCAGCUGCCUAUAAAAAUGUCAAUAUCCUGAGCUGUUAUUCAUAUUAUACAUUAAUGUUUGGAUGUGAUGUAAUGAAUAAGCGCCUCGAGGUUGUGUCAACGUGAGGCGCUAUAUAAAUCAAGAAUUAUUAUUAUUAUCACAUUAUCAUGUGAUGAUCUAGCUCUACUACUUAUGACAGAACUGUUUACAUACCUUUUAGAUUUAGAUCACCACACAAGUCAAAUAAUUUAGUACACAAUUGUAUCUAACACAUUGUAGUACAUUAUGGAGUUCUCUCCAUGCUAUCUUUUUUUUUUUUUUUUUUUGCAAAUAUUUGUGAUUUGCUUAUUGGCAUUACUGUAUAAUGUUAUAUCGCAACAGGGGUGGCACCAGUGGGAGGGGGGGUGCCAGAACUCCUUGUCGGGGAGACCUGGCUCCCCCGUCGAGGAAAAUCACAAUUCGUCGGGGACAAACAAACAAAUCAUAUGUCUUUUCUACAUAUUAGUAGACUCUAAAAUUGAUUAAUAAACCACUACCACCAUUUUAGAAAGAUUUUGACCCACGCACAACUGCAAACACUUUGCUCUGGUCGGGGAAAUCGGCCCUCUCGUCUAGAACAUCGCUCUCCCCACCCAUUUGGGCAAAUCCUGGUGCCACCCCUGUAUCACAAAACAAUGUAUGUAACAAAUUAUAUAUACUAAUGUUUGGAGUGGAGUUACUGUGGUUUGUGGGGAAAUGGCCACCAAAUACCAAAGCCCUGCCUGUCCAGGCUAACAAUGCCUAAAUAUGGUCAUGAUGACAUCACAUCAUGACCAUAUAUAGGCACAUCAUGACCAUAUAUAGGCACAUCAUGACCAUAUAUAGGCACGUCAUGACUAUAUAUGAUAUUCAGCUCUCCAAUCCCCAAGCUUCAUAAUGAGACUUCAUUAUAAAGCAUUGAGGCUGCUGCCCAAUAAGAAAUCUAUAUUGUCUUUUACAAUUAUUAUAUAGCAUUUAUCACUCCACAAGGUGAGAUUUUUUUUAUAUGUUGUUUAGCAAACCCGCCGCCUGCCAAUAAUAAUGAUUUUGAAUAAAUAUAAAAUUUUAAUUUGGGCCAAUUAAUCCACCCACCGCUAUGAGAAAAUGUACAUCUAGGCAUAAUGCAAAAAAAAAAAACCAGAUUUAUUUUUUUUCCAUUAUGCCUAGAUGCUUUUAGUAGAAACCACUUUGCUACACAAAAGAAAAAUUUAAAAAUAGUACUCUAUUAAAUGUAUAAAAAUAAUCUUGCCUAAAGAUGUUAACAGAUGAUUGU
Molecule: messenger RNA, 3725 nt
Organism: Anneissia japonica
Lineage: Eukaryota; Metazoa; Echinodermata; Crinoidea; Comatulida; Comatulidae
Product: proton-coupled amino acid transporter 1-like
Exons: 11
Coding region: 122-1681 (519 amino acids)
Biological process (GO): L-alanine transport; amino acid transmembrane transport
Cellular component (GO): vacuolar membrane
Molecular function (GO): L-proline transmembrane transporter activity; L-alanine transmembrane transporter activity
Source: RefSeq, a predicted model, not a curated record